Messenger RNA from Diatraea saccharalis (sugarcane borer), 804 nucleotides. NCBI's taxonomy places the organism in Eukaryota, Metazoa, Arthropoda, Insecta, Lepidoptera, Crambidae. The record is from the annotation of a GenBank genome assembly.
AUGUCUUCACUGAAAUUUAUUCUAAUCAAAUCACUUAUUUUUAUCUUAUUACUACAAGAAAAUGAAUGUACUGAAAAUGGCUACUUGCGUUACGUCAAAGACGGGUGCUUCAUUCGAGGUGAAGCAUUAUCAUGCGUUAAAUAUAAAGCUUUGAAAAUAGCAAAGAAAGCGUUAUUCGGUGAUAACGUUUAUAACAAUGAAACUAUAAGAGCCAAUAAGGUGGUAAGCUUCGUACCACUUGACACGGAGACUAUUGAAAAACUGAGUGUUAACGAAAAAGUGGAAUUAGCGGUCGAGCCUAAGGGAUUCCUGUCAGAAUGGGCCGAAUUGGCCAAGUAUUUUAUGAGACUCAUGAAGGAUUUCUUCAAAGUCAAAGGGCUUAGAGUGGACCUUCCUGAGGGAGCGCGCACUAUCGAAGAGGAGGAUAGCGAUGCUCGUGGCAAGAAGAAGAAGUUGGCGGUAGUUGUGCCCCUACUCACUCUACUUACUACCAUUAAGACGAAGUUGCUUCUUAUUCCUGUACUGCUAGCUGUGCUGUUGAUAAAGAAGUUGCUUCUGAUAGCUGCAUUACUGUUGCCGAGUCUACUGAACACCUUGAAGUCAUGCAAGCACCAUCACCCAUCAUACUCAUACUUCGGAAGCAGUGACGCGUCCGACUUCAACUCGGAUUAUGGCAGCUCCUAUACCUACUCAUCUGGGGCUGGCUAUAAUAAAGAUUGGGCAUCUAACAGAGCUUAUGCCAUGCCCAAAUACAGGCCAACUCCAUCACCUAUUUAUAUUACAGCCCCCGGAUCUUCUAAAUAG